ACCGACAUGUGCGUACUUUGAACGUUGCUUCACAUCACACCCACUCCUCCGUGAUACCUUGGCUCGCACCUCAAGCGAAACAUCGCAGGCCGCUUUCUUGCAUCCCAAUUCGCGCACACCGCAUCGAUCCCGCUCGGCUAGCGGUCAGACCGAAAUCCUCAGGGGAACCGCAUACCCGUCACGCCUCGACCAUGGACGAGCUCCCUCAUCGCUGACGCUUUGCCUCCGCCGACGCCGCAAACGCUCGAUGGUCACGUCCUCGUCGUAGCGCCCUUCGCCUGCCCUCCCCCGACCUUCCCGUUCUCCAAUUCUUCCUCUUCCUCGUCCUCGACGACCGGCCGCCAUGGAUCAGCCGCCGGGCUCCUGGGCCGCCCCGACGCCCGCCCCCGACAAGUCGAGCGAGCUCUACAUCCGCGACUUCCCCGUCCGCUCCAUCGCCAUCGUCUCCUCAUCCCACGCCCUGGUCCUGCGGUACAGCUCUUCGGCCAGCGAGGGCAUCCACAACGGCUCGCACUCGUCCCUGCCGUCCGGCAAGCCUCGGACGCCCGCGGGCGACGCCGCUGUGUCGAAAUGCAUGGUCGAGUUCUCCCCCGUCUCGAGCCGGCUGCUCAGGGACUACAGGCCGCUGGCGCCACGGCCCGUCUUCGGCACCCUCGGCCUCAUCGCCGUCAAUGGCGAGGUCUUCCUCUCCGUCAUCACCCAUGCCGUGCGCACGGCGACGGUCCGUCCGGGCGAGACGGUCGAGCGCAUCGCCAGCGUGGCCUUUUACUGCCUUAGCAGCGCCGACUACGACGAUGUCGUGCCGCUCGAGUCCACAGAGCCCGACUUGGCCGACACCGUGUCCACGUACAGCGCCAAUUCGCCCUACGGCCAGGGCCUAAGCCGCCGCGAUGUGCCCAUGGAACAUCCUUGCCAUGACCUGCGGAAGCUCCUCAGCAAUGGCUCCUUCUAUUACAGUACCGACUUUGACCUCACCAACCGGCUGCAGGACAGACCCAUAAACACCAAUUCGUUCGACAUCGAUAACUUUGACGACAACUUCCUGUGGAACUCGUUCAUGAUCAGCCCAUUAGUUCAGUUCCGCUCACGCCUCAUGCCUCAAGAGCGCGAGGCUCUGGACUCGUCCCGUAUCCUCACCUCUGCCAUAAGGGGCUUCUGUAAGACAAUGACCCUGCCGCAGAGCGCCUCCCCGCUCAAGUCUAAGAGCGGCAUGCCGUCCUUCCUCACUCUAAUUUCACGACUGUCAUGCAUGCGGGCUGGAACCCGCUUCAACGCACGAGGAAUCGACGACGACGGGCAUGUCGCCAACUUUGUCGAGACGGAGACGACGUUUUACAGCCCCAGCGGCACCCUCUUCUCGUACGCCCAAGUGCGAGGGUCUGUGCCGGUAUUCUGGGAGCAGGCUGCGGACCUGCUUCCGGGCCGCCAAAAGGUCACCGUCACGCGGUCAUCGGAGGGUACGCAACCGGCCUUCAACAAGCACUUCGACGACCUGGAGCACACGUACGGCGCGGUCCAUAUCAUCAACCUGCUCAGCGAGUCGAAGCCAGCUGAGGUGGAGCUCAGCAACAUGUACCAUAGGGGAAUCCAGCACUGUCCGUUGAGCCGGCCUGGUGCGGACGGUUCCUCGGACCAUGCGCUUUUGCGCGAGACGCACUACGACUUCCAUGCCGAGACCAAGGGCCCGGCAGGAUACGAGGCUGCGCGCGAGAUUCGCCGGUACAUUGAAAAUUCGACUGAUGGGUUCGCGUAUUUUUUGGCCCAGGAGGCCGGCGACGGUCCGGACGCUGGCGACAGCCGCACGGUUGUCGUCUUGCAACAGGAGGGCGUCUUUCGGACAAAUUGCCUGGACUGUCUCGAUCGGACAAACCUGAUCCAAACGUUGAUAUCACAGAUGGCGGUCGAGGCGUUUCUGGGCCAUCGUGGCGAAUGGGCCGCGUCGGACUUUUGGAUGCGGCACGCGAGCCUUUGGGCAGACAAUGGCGAUUCGCUCUCCAAGAUCUACGCCGGGACAGGCGCCCUCAAGUCAUCUUUUACAAGACACGGCAAGAUGUCGCUCGCUGGCGCCAUGGCCGAUGUGCGCAAGUCUGUCCAGCGCAUCUACCACAACAAUUUUGUCGACCCUUCGAGGCAGAUUACGAUCGACAUGCUACUCGGCCGUCUAAUCGGACAGUCGCAAGUGCAUCUCUUCGACCCCAUCAGCGACUUCGUGUCGAUGGAGCUCGGCAAGCGCAGCGACGAGUUCACGGCCUUCGAGUCCAUCAGCAUCUGGGCGGGCACGUUCAACCUCAAUGGCCGCACCGAGGGCAUCGACCAUGACUUGUCCCCGUGGCUGUUCCCACCUUCUCUAGGUUCGGAGCAGCCCGAAAUUUACGUGGUUGCCUUUCAAGAGAUUGUCGAGCUCAGCCCGCAGCAAAUCAUGAACAGCGAUCCGUCGCGGAAAUCGCUCUGGGAAAAGGCCGUCAAGCGGGCCUUGAACCAGCGACAAGCGAGCCUCGGGGGCGAAAAGUACGUCAUCCUGCGUAGCGGCCAGCUCGUCGGCGCGGCACUCUGUCUUUUCGUAAAGACAUCCAUUCUGUCGAACAUCAAGAAUGUUGAAGGGAGCGUCAAGAAGACGGGUCUCUCCGGCAUGGCUGGCAACAAGGGCGCGGUCGCAAUCCGGUUCGACUACGCCAACACGCAUCUCUGCUUCGUGACGGCUCACCUCGCAGCUGGGUUUGCCAACUACGACGAGCGCAACAGAGACUACACGACUAUUCAUCAAGGCUUGCGGUUCCAGCGUAAUAGGGGCAUAGAAGACCACGACGCGAUCAUAUGGCUUGGGGACUUCAACUACCGCAUCGGCCUGCACCUGGAAAUGGCCCGGACGCUCAUCAAGAAACGCGAUCUUGCCACGCUGUAUGAGAAUGAUCAGCUGAAUCUACAGAUGGUGGCGGGCCUGGCCUUUCCGUUUUACUCGGAGGCGCGUAUUGGCUUCAUGCCCACGUACAAGUUCGACGUCGGGACGGACACGUACGACAGCUCUGAGAAGGCGCGGAUACCGGCGUGGACGGAUCGGAUCCUGCGAAAAGGCGCCAUUCUGCGCCAACUGUCAUACGACUCGGCGCCGCUUCGAUUCUCGGACCACAGGCCAGUGUAUGCGACAUUUGAGUGCCGGGUCAGCAUCGUCGACGAAGAACGACGCGAGUCCAUCAGCCACGAACUGUACACGCGCCGCAAGGCCGAGGUGGGGGACCCUACUGCGCAUGUGGAGGCGGGUGAGGAGUCGGAGGAUGAAGACCUGAUCGGGUACGACUCGAUCGAGCCAGGGCUGCCACCGGCAAGUUCGGAUCGCCAGAAGUGGUGGCUGGACAACAAGCAGCCGGCACGGGCGCAAGUGUCGGCGCCCAACGGGCGGGACGGGAGGCCGAUGGCACUCAACCCGAACCGGCCCUCGAACCCGUUUGGGCACAGCGAGGAGCCGGACUGGGUCAGCAUCCCACAGGGCUCGCCCGGUGCGUCUCUGUCGAGCAUAUCCAGCUCACCGUACGAGAAGGUGCCGCUUCCGAGGCCAAUGCAAAUGCAGCCGCCUAGCGCCAUAGCGAGGAAGCUGCCGCCGCCAUACGAGGCCGGGAAGUUGCCAGGCCAGGUAGGGCGAAUCAAGUUGGAUGACGAGCAGAGCAUCAGGAGCCAGCACUCCGACGCAUCGACAACGUCGAACACCGGGCCACCACCUCCACCUCCGCGUAGGCGACAGGUAGCGACAUCUGGAGCAUCUGGGUCAGCGCGGGACACGGGCGCGUUGGCGAGAACGCAGACGUUGCCGCCUCUGCCAACGACUCCACGAUCUGCAUCAGUGGCAUCAUCACACACGUCGCAGCUGUCGCAGCAGUUGAAGGCCAGCAGCGCGAGCGGCAAGUCGCCGCCGCCUGUAGCCAAGAAGCCGGCGCACCUGGCGACAGGCUCGCAGGCCGCGAAGUCGUCGCCCACGGGGGAGGAUGGAGGUUUCCGCCCGGGAGCCCUCCCUCGAGCAUCGACUGCGUCGCCAGCCCAGAUAGGAAGAGCCCAGCAACAGGCUGCGGAGCCGCAGAGUGGUCUCGAUCGAAAGCCCGUGCCGGGGCACGUGUCAAGCAGCAACGGAAAGACAAGCUUUUUCAGUCAAGCAAAGUCGAACGGGGCCAGGCCGACACGGUUCACCGGGACCAAUGGAUCUAACGGACCGAACGGGCCAGUGCCGCCGCUCCCGGCACGGCACAGCCAAGGCGUCGAUAAGGGUCCUGUAGACCUACUCGACUCGGUGCAGAACGAGGGCGGUGAAGAAGCCAUGGGUGGUUGGGAGGCGCUGCAACCCAGCCGCAAGGGAUAACCUUUCAGCGCGGCGAUACGAAAAACUGCGGUGGCGAUAUGACGCCGAGGGGGGGUUGGGGCGCGCACAAAGUCUCAUGUAGAGGGAGCGGUUUGGGAGGUGGCGCGGUGUCUCGCCUACUCUGAGCCAUACAUGUGCAUCUGCAUGUGCUACAACGCAGCGGCAUACAGAGCAUGGAGUUCGUGGAGCUUGCAUAGGCGGGUGUUGGUGCAGAAGCAGGCAGGGCAUAAGACGUACGACGUGGCGGGGGCCCUCAAGCAGGGAACUGACUGACUGACUGUACACGGCGCUUGGUGUGUAACGCGGCGCGGGUAUAUGCGUGCAGUCAAGUACAAAAAUAUGGAGGGUGGAACGUGAGGCGCACCUCGUGAUAGCGUGCUGUACUGUACCGUGCCUGUUGACAUUGAAUGCUUUCCCACCGCGGCGCAGGCCGGGGGCGGGUGGAGGCUCGGUCCAUGAUCCAUGGCUUUCCAUGCGACCAACGGUCCGCCCCCGCGCCCCAGCGUCCAGUCGUCGUCGGGGUGGGACACGGAGGGGAGGGGCGGCAAGCGAGGAUCAGGGGUUUUGGGCGGUCAGUGGAGCGACGGCGGCUACCUUGUUUGGCAAGCUUGGGCAGGGCGGGCUGGCGCAGCUGCCGUUGAUGAGCGGGAUGGAAGGCCCUGGUGCCGCACAGAGCGGGAGAUUCCGCUCUGGUAUUGACUGGUAUCAUAGGUAGUCGUAGAUGAUGACUCGGCGGUGUAGGUACGGGUUGAACAAGGACAAGGCGAGGUGGUCUUGUACUAGGUAAGUACUAAUCUGCUGAGAGGAGAGAGCGGGACAGACGCAUCCAUCGCCAGGCGGCAGUGGUGGUCGCGGGACAGCUUACU
Purpureocillium takamizusanense is the source of this 5211-nucleotide messenger RNA. RefSeq names its product Phosphoinositide 5-phosphatase (gene syj1). The transcript has 4 exons. Bases 344 to 4345 code for a protein of 1333 amino acids. Gene Ontology annotation, molecular function: phosphatidylinositol-3,5-bisphosphate 5-phosphatase activity; phosphatidylinositol-4,5-bisphosphate 5-phosphatase activity. Gene Ontology annotation, cellular component: membrane; cytoplasm. The record is from RefSeq and is a predicted model, not a curated record. Lineage: Eukaryota; Fungi; Ascomycota; Sordariomycetes; Hypocreales; Ophiocordycipitaceae. Gene Ontology annotation, biological process: phosphatidylinositol dephosphorylation.